UUUUUGUUUCAUAAAAUAACAUGUUGAAAAAAUGAUAAAAAUACCAACGGACGUUCAAUCUGUUAUACACGCUGCUUAUCAUAUAAAUAGUUUUAGAAGAGCUGUUGAAGAAUUGGUGUAUAAUUCUCUGGAUGCAAAUUCCACUUCAAUUGCAGUUAGAGUAGAUAUACAGGAAAGUUUAAUACAAGUUAUUGACAAUGGAUGUGGAAUCAAAGGGAAUGACUUCAAUUUACUUGGACAAAAGUAUUCAUCUAGUAAAUUUGUUGAUAUAUUUGGUUUGAAAAGUAUUCCACACUUGUAUGGAUAUUGUGGUGUAUCACUUGCAACAAUUAUUGAUGUUAGCCAUGACGUUAAAAUAAUUUCAAGAUAUCUAAACUCACAGGAAACAUGGAUGAAAAUAUUCUGCCAGGGAGAAUGCAAAAAGAUAACUAAAACAACUUUAAGACCAGCUAGAGGCACUACAGUUGAAAUCAAAGGUUUUCUAUAUAAUUUGAAUAUACAAAGAAAAGCCAUUGAAACUUGUAAUGAAAUGCUUGCUAUUAAAACUUUAUUAGAACAGCUAUCAUUGGUUCAUGUGAAUGUGUCAUUUAGUCUAAGAGACGAUGGAAGAAAUGAAAUUAUGUUCCAAAUACAUAAAAACAGAGAUCUUUGUUCAACCAUUUCAUCUUUAUUUAACAUUUCACCAAUAGAGUUACAAGAGUUGAAAAUAGAAAAGAAAGACUACAAAGUAAAAGCUUUGAUAGGAAAGGGAAAUAUGGACUUCAAAAAGUACCAGUGGAUUUUUUUAAAUAGAAAAUUUAUAUUCAGAAGCAAAAUUCAUCAAAUAAUGAAUAAACACUUAAAGAAAUCUUUGUAUAUUCAACAUAUCAAACCUAUUAAGAAGCUUCGUGUUAUUGAUAAUGAAACAUACAAUGAAGAUUUACCUCUGUAUUUCCUUUUUAUAUCAUGUCCAUACUUUGACUAUGACAUAAACUAUAACUUGAGAAAAACAAGUGUUGAAUUUAAGAACUGGGACAAAAUAAUAAAUAUACUGCAAAAAUUGGCUCAAUGUUACUGUGGAGAAAUAAAACUCAAAGAAGUAACUAAACAAAAUUUGAAUAAUAAUCAUAGGGAUCAAAACAUAACAAAAAAUGAUGUAUCUAAAACUAGAGAAGAAGUUAAAAAAAUUAUCAACAGAAUACUAAUGAAUCAAAAGAAAAAAAAUGUGUUAGAUAUGCAAAAUGGAAUUAAAGGAAUAAACAUUAAGAGACAAAGAAAACAGAAUAGAAGAAAAAUUUUAAAAAGUAAGCAUCAAUUCAAUACCAAAGGUAAACUAUUGUUUCUGAAUAAAGAAAAUAUUGAAAAACUAACAAUUCCCAAUGAAAAGAAAAAUAGGCUAACAAAAUGUCAAUCAAACAGAAAUUAUUUUAUGAAACCAUGUCAAAAUACAGUGGAAAAAAUAUGGAAUGAUGAAUCAAACAUUAGUGAAAUUAUAUUGAAUAAUGAUAGUGUGACUUCAGGUUCCAAACACGAUUUCUGUAAAUCAAAUAAACCAGGAAAAAAGAAAAAGAUGUUAAAAAAUAAUAUCUUUAUUAAAAGUGAAGGACCUGCUUCAACUAAAAUACAAUUGGUUCAAAAUGAUGAAAAGAACAAUCAUAAUCAUCAAGACUCAAACUAUGCAAAUAAUAAUAAAAAUAUUAAAGCUGAUAAUGUGAAAUAUAUUCUUGGUAAUGACACAAUAAAUAAGGCUUUACAUCCUCCUGGCAGCUUGAGAGAAAAACAUGAAUUGUUUACAAAGUCUAGUAGAAAGGUGCAUAUAAAUAAAAAAGCAAGGGUUCAAAAAGAAUUUAAUUUUAAUGAAAAUGAAUGUAAAUCAAACAUUAAAAAUAAACCCAAUGACCACAAAAUAGGUUUAUAUGAUAAUGAAGUAAAAAAAAAUAUGGAGAACUUAGAUACAUGUGGUUUUAAUAAAGAUAAAACAUAUCAAAAUUUAGUUCUGUCUUCACAUGACCUUGUACAAACAAUUUUGGAAGACAAAACCAACAACAUAAGAAAAAUUGAUCUCCAAUGUCAUGAUGUUAGUACAAACACACAACCACAUACAUUCACUUUUUAUCCAGAUUUUUUAGAACAAGUUUUUGAGAGUAUUAAUAGCAAUGUCAUUUCCGCCAAAUUAACAUAUGAAAGUCACAAACAUUAUAAUUUGAAUACGGAGAUAUAUGGAAAGAAAUAUAACAGUAAUCAACCUUACAAUAACAAGGUUUCUAAGGAUCUGUUUACUUUAAAAAGUCGAAUACCGUUUAAUUUAAGAAAUGUUGCUUUUAAAACGAAAAAAUUCAACAAAUUAAAAAAAGCAUCAUUUUUAAACACUUUAAAAACGAACCUUAAUGAUUCUAUUUAUACUAUACAAAUGUCAAAUAGUGUAAGUAAUUUUAAUUGCAAAUUGAAUAACAAGUGUAAUACAACAAAUUUGUAUGCUGAUCAUAAUAAUAGAUCGAUUGAAGGAUCUUAUAAGGACGAAAUUAAAUCAAUGUAUGAUAAAACAUAUACUAUUGAAAACUAUGUUUCACAAGACCAACACGAUGUGAAUAAAAAUAUAAGCCUCAAAUAUGAUAUAACAUAUUCCAUACAAUUAUCGAAAAAUGUAAUUUAUACACCAAAUGAAAAUUGUGAUCCAAACAAUUAUUUUAUAAAAAGAUCUGAAAUGUUUAAUAAUAAUGAGAUGGAUGCUUCGUCAAGUAACAAAAAAGCCAAUCAAACAUUUAAUAACGAAACUAACGAAGAAAUAAAAUCAAUCCAGAAUUCAAAGAGAAGUUUAGAAAAUGUGGAUCCUUUAAACUUUUGUGAAACAAUUAUCGAUUCUAUCGCUGAAAUUCACGGACCUAAAUUAGAUAAUGGCGCCAUAAGUAAUGAUAGUCUCUUUAAUGUAUGUACAAAUUUUCAAGAUAGUAAAAAAGAAGAAAAUGAAAUUACUAAUGUAACUUCCCAUCACUUUAAUUCUCUGCACACAGAAGAAAUAAAUAAAAUAUUUCUAGAUACAUUUGAUUUAGAUUUUUCAAAAAAUGAAAAUCAUGAAAUUAUUUCUGAAGUCCCAAAGUCCUCAAAAAAUUUAGAAGAUUUUAAUAUUCAGGGUCGACAUACAUUUAUGCCUAAAGGUAUGUCGCCUAUUAUAAAUAAUUUUAACGAAAAACUGUUCAACAUAUGCAGUACAAUAGAGGAUGACUAUUAUGAAGAUGUAAUCUAUAAAAAAUUCGCAGAGUCGGUAGUUGAAACGGCGCGAGUGUUUGAACCAAAAAUUCAAAAUGUCAACGAAAUUAAAACUUCAUCGGAUAUGAAUAAAGUUAAUAAUAAUGUUAUAAAAGAUAAUGCGGAUUUGAUAUUUGAUGCUAAAUCUUUAAAACAUGCUAAGGUAUUGGGCCAAGUUGACUGUAAAUUUAUUGCUACAAUCACACACGGAAAGAUAACAUCGAGUAACACAUAUUCAGAUUUCCUUGUGCUUUUUGACCAGCAUGCGGUUCAUGAGAGAAUUCGUCUUGAGAAAAAUUUAUUAGAUUAUUUUGAUGGUAUUACUUGGAAGAGUGUAACAAUAGAAGGCAUCAGUUUGAAAUUGACUAAAGAUGAUGCCGUCUUUCUCCAUAACUAUAAAGAUAAGUUAUCUGCAUUCGGUCUACAUUGGACUGUUACUGAUAGUAUAAUAACUUUGUAUGGAAUUCCACAAGCUAUUUUCGGAAAAAUUGGCAGACAGGUUGAUGUUGUAUUGAAGGCUACUAAAAAUUUACUCGCUGAACUAAUGGAUGCGCUUAAAUAUCUAAAAGGCAAUUUACCCCUAUACCCUCAAACUAUAAUGAAUCUCGUUUUCAGUGAGGCUUGUAGAUAUGCGAUCAUGUUCGGAGAUAAGCUAUCCAAACGUAGUUGCGUUGAAUUAUUAGAAUCUCUAGCAGAAUGCAAAACUCCGUUUCAGUGCGCUCAUGGCAGACCAGUGAUGGCCGUAAUAAUGGAAAUGAAAGGAAAUGUGCCAAAAUAUAAUAUAAGUAUGAAGAAGGUAAAAUUAUAUAAAAGCAACAAAAAAGGAGAAGAGCAGCAAAUUCAAAAAAUUACAAAGUCCAAUAAUGUGGAUACUUUUAUAACUGCGAUAUCAUGUAAUCGCAGCGAGGAAUUGUAGUCAUCGUGUAUAUAAAUAUCCUCUACACUAUAUUGAAGACCACCAAUAUCCAAAUUUGCAGUACCAACAACAACUUUUACAAGACGUGGAUGGGUC
This is a messenger RNA of Zerene cesonia (dogface butterfly), 4237 nucleotides long. Its product is annotated as protein PFF0380w-like. NCBI's taxonomy places the organism in Eukaryota, Metazoa, Arthropoda, Insecta, Lepidoptera, Pieridae. Gene Ontology annotation, molecular function: ATP hydrolysis activity; mismatched DNA binding; ATP-dependent DNA damage sensor activity. The coding region runs from base 32 to 4141 and encodes 1369 amino acids. Gene Ontology annotation, biological process: mismatch repair. The transcript is spliced from 14 exons. The record is from RefSeq and is a predicted model, not a curated record. Gene Ontology annotation, cellular component: mismatch repair complex.